AGAUGGGUGACAUUCGCUUUCAGCAGUUUUUGGCCAGUGUUUCUGCUGUCCUGGAUGGUAUACCCAACUUUCCAAGACCUCUAAAGAGUCAGCAAGAGAGUGCCCUCUUUGCAAUAACUAUGAAGCAAGAUGUCUUUGCCAUUUUACCUACUGGAUAUGGGAAAUCCUUGGUUUACCAUCUACUACCAUUAGUAUACAAAGAGUUUUACAAAUGUGAGAUCCAGCCAACAGUUUUGGUUGUUUCUCCAUUAGUAGAACUCAUGAAAGAACAGGUCAAACAGCUAGAAGACAAAGGUUUAGUUUCCAUGGUCAUUUCCCAUUCCUUAUUGGAUGACCUUCUCAUGGACAAUCACUUUUUGGACAAGUGUUCUAUACUAUUUGACAGUCCAGAAGCUAUUCUCAACAGUGCAUGGAGAGAUCAAAUACAACAGCAAACAGUAUUUCAAACUCGUCUGGUUGCUGUUGUAAUUGAUGAAGUUCACUGCGUAACAGAAUGGUAAGAAACAAUUCUGAAGCAAUUAUAACUAAAGCAUUGAACUCACUCCUAACCUUAUGUAGGGGAACUGCAAACAAAAACGGCAAGAGGCUGCAUUUCGUGAAUGGUAUUCACAACUUGGUCAGAUCAGGGCUCUAGUAAAUUUUGCAGUUCCAAUUGUAGCCAUGACAGCAACCGCAACAGCAGAGACAAGAUCAACAGUUAAACAAAUACUCAGAAUGAGACACCCUGUAAUAGUAGAAGCUAACCCCGAUCGACCAAACUCAAAUACAUCGUGCAAAAGAUCGAUGAUCCAUUUGUGACAUUUAAAUAAUGGCUUGUUGAUGAGCUGAAGGAGAAAACAACAGCCACUCCUAAAACAAUCAUUUACUGCAGACGAGUCAAAGACUGUGCCUACAUCUACAGUCUUUC
Molecule: messenger RNA, 907 nt
Organism: Corticium candelabrum
Lineage: Eukaryota; Metazoa; Porifera; Homoscleromorpha; Homosclerophorida; Plakinidae
Product: probable ATP-dependent DNA helicase RecS
Exons: 1
Coding region: 3-500 (165 amino acids)
Biological process (GO): double-strand break repair via homologous recombination
Cellular component (GO): cytoplasm; nucleus; chromosome
Molecular function (GO): 3'-5' DNA helicase activity; nucleic acid binding; four-way junction helicase activity
Source: RefSeq, a predicted model, not a curated record